AUGUAUACUCGCAACGUCGCAGAGGUGCCUUGUGCAGGCGAUGAAGUCUCAGGGCAUGCGCUGUCUCCUUUGAAUCCUUUCUUACGCUCACGUGUUGGAGCCCCACUGACGACCACGCUCCCGACGGUCAAUACCAACAUGCUAGCAAUUUGGGUAUACUACUGA
Molecule: messenger RNA, 165 nt
Organism: Pseudocercospora fijiensis CIRAD86
Lineage: Eukaryota; Fungi; Ascomycota; Dothideomycetes; Mycosphaerellales; Mycosphaerellaceae
Exons: 2
Coding region: 1-165 (54 amino acids)
Source: RefSeq, a predicted model, not a curated record